Salmo salar (Atlantic salmon) is the source of this 2318-nucleotide messenger RNA. Its product is annotated as chemokine-like protein TAFA-5. NCBI's taxonomy places the organism in Eukaryota, Metazoa, Chordata, Actinopteri, Salmoniformes, Salmonidae. Gene Ontology annotation, biological process: G protein-coupled receptor signaling pathway. Gene Ontology annotation, molecular function: receptor ligand activity; G protein-coupled receptor binding. The record is from RefSeq and is a predicted model, not a curated record.
GUGAAAGUCGCUCGUGAACCUAGAACCGGGCAAACCCAAUAGGUACGGUGAACAGCAUAGUGACGCAGCAGUGUCUCGCACGAGCUUCCCAUCAUUCAUUUCAUAAGUUAUCAGGGGCUUUGCAUUGAAUGGCAUUGGACCUGAUGCGCAGCGUUGUCGGUGAGCAAUGAGGUCCUAUUAGAUGUGGUUUCAUCUUCACUUCAUAUCCAUCAGUUGUGGGAAUUUACAAGGAACGUUGACCUAACUUGGAAAGAGCGAAGAUGGACGUAUCGCAAACCAGCUACUGUCUAUUUAGUGAUAUCUCAAAUUCGGUAAAUAUCGAGACAAAAUUAAUUUUACCGAAUUGCUGCAAAGUGGUCCGGUGGCGCAGCCGUCUCAUAUAGGCAUCCUGGAGAGUGUGGCCAGCCGAGUCACUGCGUUCGAACCUCAGAGAAGAAUUUGCGUUGACAAGCAGGUUAAUUUGAAUCGCCCGUGAGAAAAUCCCUCACUUGUAAUUAUGUGAGUGAUGGUCUAACGACUUGAACUUUUCUCUCCACUAUCUUUAAAGAACGAAAAGGUUGCAUUGAUUUGGAAUUGAAGGGAUCAUAUCAAGUCUCUCUCAUGGAUUGUGCCGAUGUUGUAUCUUACUUUGAAUACAAGCCCACAGAGUCGCCUUAGGGACUUGUCAACUGAUUUGUUUUAUUUUUCAUUUUUCAACACUGCUGCAUUGGAUCAAAAUGGAUUUGUCAUUGUAGCCUACUCCUGCUGCUGAAGACCGCGCGUUCCUUUGGGUAUUUUUGACUUUUUUUUCUCAACGAUGCAGCUCAUCCGACUAGCGUGGGUUUUAACGGGAGCUGCCAUCUGCUGUUUUGUUAUCCUUCUUAUUCACUCACAUGUUCUAAAAGAAGGUCAGUUGGCAGCGGGUACAUGUGAGAUAGUUACUCUGGACCGGGACAGCAGUCAGCCACGGCGGACCAUAGCACGGCAGACGGCGAGGUGUGCCUGCAAAAAGGGUCAGAUUGCAGGCACCACGAGAGCCAGACCGGCUUGUGUAGACGCUCGCAUUGUGAGGAGCCGGCAGUGGUGUGAUAUGAUGCCGUGUUUGGAAGACGAGGGCUGUGACCUCUUAGUAAACCAGUCGGGCUGGACCUGCACACAGCCUGGGGGCCGGGUGAAGACCACCACGGCCCUUUGACAACACACACACAAAGACAGAAGGCAUUUCCAGCCAGACAGACAGCAAAAGUCAACCUCUUUUCAAGGACAGACAGGAGAGAAACAACAAACUGCAGAUCCUGGCAGGCUAGAGCGACACAGCAAGGUCUCCUGACGAUAGCGGGGAAAGACUCUCCGGAAAGAGAGAGGGGAUGGUGUGUGAGCUGCUUCCCAUGGUCAAUCGUCACCGCCUGUGUGGAUCAUACGUUGUCUUAUCCUCAGCUGUCCGUCCAUUGUCCUGUGCAACAGAGUGAAAUCACAUAAAAUCUACGGUGCCAAAGGCCCGGACUCCGAAUACAGGAGCUGGAGCUAAACAUCGAACCGAUGGACUCUGCAAUACUGUAUUAUUCUGUGGGAGACCAAACGUAUUUUUCAGUUGAAUUUGAAUAAUUCCAAAGUGGGUCGUCUUGAACUUCUGGAUAUGACCCAGGACGAGAUUCUCUUUUGGAGUUUUCACCUGGCAACUCCUCUGUAGUGUUUUUACAGAAUACAGACCAAAGUUAAAAACCAUGUUAUGGAGGACACAGUGGACUAUGGGAUAAGGGGUUUAGAGACUUAUUAAAGUUGAUAAAACAUGCAAUCCUGUAUUCCCACUCACGCUUUGAUAGACAUACACACAAAUGUACACAUGGUGACUUAUUUCGCAGAGUAAUUGUGUACAAAUGAAUGACAAUAACUGGAUGGUAAAAGAAAGUCAAAGGACAUUGUAUAAUUUGUCAAUGACAUUUAUUUUAGACUACUAAACUGUACUUGUGUACUCACUGCUCUAUUUUGAACAUUCAUUAAAUCAGAUUUACAUUUUCCAUUGCUAUAUUUUGAAAAUUUGCAGUCAGCAUGGCUGGUUAUAGUGAAACAAGCAAAUCAUUUCUCACCAGGAAAGAAGAGGAGGAAAAGAGUAAAUCCGACAUAUCUGUUUGGGGGAAAGAAACAUUACAUGUAUUUUCAAAAGCCUAAAGUUAUAUAUUUAACAGUUUUAUAUGUUGUAUCUUUGUAGAAAACCUUAGUUAGCACUGGAAAUGUGGUCACAUUGCCAAUCAUAAACUGUGCAUACACAAUGAGCUAUGUCCUUAAGCUACUGGUCUGUCUUGUUCAUUUGAACAAAGUCAAGUGGCUCUGCCUUUUCA